UAAAGGCGUGCAUGCACAGAUGUAACCGAUAGGCGGUACUGUGCCAUUCCUCGGGACGCGCUGUCCGUCUCCAGCCCUGAGGACAUCACCGUAUCUCUGCGUGGCUUUCCUCCUAAUUGACCUAAAUCCAGUUUCUCUGCUGUCCCUAACGGCGGACUAUCACACAGCCUGCGAGAUAAGCUACGAGGAAACAACGCUGUGGAGCUUUUUCACCCUCUCUCUCUUUCUCUCUCUCUCUCUCGGAGUAGUUAAUACCUCUGCCUUUCUGUCCUCAGAUCAACCCCAACGUGAGUUUUGCGCCUGGAUCUCCAACAACGGGACCUCUUGGAGUGCGUCGCGAUGAUUUACGUCGAGCAGAAAGAACUGACGUCUCUCCCAGGAAGGAUUUUAUAAUAUUCUCAUCCGUGGGAAUUUUUUUUUUUUUUAAGGCGCAAAACCCAGCUGGCUCCAUAAGCGCAAAAGUCGUAAUGUUAGACUGUAAGGCGCCGAGAUUGCAACUCGGUGCUCCGUCUUUUUACAUCGAGAAUCUGCUGCGGACAUCCGGCGCGGAUUCCUCGGCCGGAGAGAGCGUGGAGACCUCCGGGUUCAAAGUUUGGGGGGCUGCGCCCUUCCCGAUGGUCAGUAGGGUGCUGGAAACGGGACAGCCGCUUCAAAAAACUGGAGAUAUUUAUGGGUCCAGCAUCACAGAUAAAUGGGGGGUGCAUGCAACACAGAGACGAGGGGAUUACCAAGUUUUACCAGAGUCAGCGGAGGAGAGCGACGAAUCAGAGGAGAAGAGAGACGAUAGUUUAACAAAUGACAAAGAGGAAGAAACUGUGCAGUCUCCCUGCAUCCUCGGGGAAGAUAACUGUGAUACAGGUGAAGUCAAAAUGCUGCGGAAGAAGAAGACGCGCACCGUGUUCAGCCGUACCCAGGUCUUCCAGCUGGAGUCCACCUUCGACCUGAAGCGCUACCUGAGCAGCACAGAGCGAGCCGGGCUGGCCGCCUCGCUGCAGAUCACGGAGACGCAGGUCAAGAUCUGGUUUCAAAACCGCAGGAACAAGUGGAAACGCCAGAUCACCGCCGACAUAGAAAGCGGUGGAGCCAUCAUACCUUACGCCGCCCACUGGGUCGUCAGAGUUCCUGUGGUGUACCGAGAGGACAUUGGCACGCCUCUGACUCUGGGCGGCCUGCCUCAGGUGUCGCCGCCACUUAUUGGGGUCUCAGAUCCCACCUGUCCACUGAUUGGACAUCUCACCCACCCAUUGAUGUUUAUGUCACCACCGAUGACAGGACUGGUAUGAUGUAGGGAGCUUUGGAAGUAAAGAGACGCUAUUAGCAAUUCUAACACACUAACUUAGACGCCUUGAUGUUUUUUAACUAUUUGUCUUGGAAAAAGGCGAAAGGAGUCUGGUUCUCAGCCCAGGGCAGCAUUCCGUCAUGGGGCGGCACCAGUGGUUCAAAAACCAAUUCUGUCAUUUACACCUCAACUGAGUUUUCUGUUGGAUAUUUUUGUGUCCUGUUAAGGCUUACUCGGUGUUGAGAACCGUGUAAGCAGAUAUCCAGGACUAAAGUAAAUUUAUAAAGCUGCUGAAUAUCGACAUUCUCCAUUUUCGUAAGGAAUCUGGAAUCUUUGAAUCAUCUUAACUAUAAGAUAAAUAUAUAUAUUUAACUGGAAUAAUCUCUAGUGAACAGGGAUUCUUUUUCUUUUAUGGUCAGUAUUAUCACAUACAUUUUCUAACGGCAACUCUCAGCAGGAUUAUGCCUCCUUCUCAAACUUAAUCUCAAACUGGCUUCUUCAAGAUUAUAAUAAAUUCACCGUAUUACUAUGGCUUUCACAGUCUUAAGAUCUUAAUCCGAUAGAAAAACUUUAGGAAAAAGAUUUAUGUUGUGGAUGUGCAGCACUCUGACAAUUAUCUAAGCUGGCUGGUGAAUACUGUAAUGUGAAAAGUAGUUUCUUUUAUUAUUAUUCACACUUCAGAUCAUGAUGGGUUUUUUUAUAUCAGACAGGGACGACCUGAUGAAAAUACAUUAUGGACUUUUUCAAUGACGGUUUCAUUUAUUAAAAGGGUCAAAACUUACUCAGAUCAACCUGGGAAAACAUUAUUGUCCACUUUAAAUAAUAAAUCAACUAUGAUGAACAACAGUUUUGGAAGCUGAUUUCCAUUUUACCAGCCACAUUCGCUUGAUUGAAUAUUUAAUUUAGGCUAGAGCAUCUAAAAAAGCAGCAAUUUGUGGCCUGAUCUGAAGAAAUUCAAGGACAGUUUAGCAGAAAAGUCAUUUAUAUUUGUCAGUCUGGGGAGGUUUUCAAAGGGAUUUUAAUGGGUUUAGAGCUACAGUGAACCACAUUGACACAAAGAGCUGCCAGCUCCAACCAAAAAUACACAUCAACAAUUCAUCCAAGCUGCUCCUUACUGGAAAAAUCAUGACUAAAGCUAUCGGGACCCAAGACAUGGGACAUGUAAGAGGACAGUGAUCCAGAGCACACCAUCAAUCUCACCUCUGACUGUCUAAGAAAAAAGAAAAAGGGAAAGUUUUGUAGUGUCCUAGUCCAAGUCUGGACUAGGUCGCAAGCUACAACUUGAACCUAUUUGAGUUGGCAUGAUCAUAAACAGGUUGUUUGUGCUUAAAAAAAAACAAUAAUUGUGGCUAAUUACCAACAAUUCUGUGAAAAACGUGGACUAAAACACAAUGAAAGCUAUUUUAUUGCCUCUUUAGGGACAGUUACUGUUUCCUUAUUAAAUGCUAUCAUCAUUUCAAAAUGGCAAUUUUCUAGUUGUUCUGCUUUCACAAGUAAGGCAAAAAUAAAUAAACUGGGAAAUUAUUUUUCAUAGUGUAUUUGGAGGCUAGUUUAAAUCACACAAAUCGUCCGGCAAAUUCCUUCAUCGCUUAAAAUGUUUACUAUGUAAUCACUAUAAAUCAAUCAGUUACAAAAACACAUUUUAUUAUUUGUGAGUUUUCAUGCCGUUAGAAUCACGACAAUAAUUGGAAGCACGACUCACACCUACUAUUAUGUAUUUUGUUAUGUAAGAGAAUUUUCAUACAGACCUUUGUACACUUUUUGAGUCACAAAUGUGAAUAAAAUGUAUGCACCAA
Molecule: messenger RNA, 3075 nt
Organism: Xiphophorus couchianus (Monterrey platyfish)
Lineage: Eukaryota; Metazoa; Chordata; Actinopteri; Cyprinodontiformes; Poeciliidae
Product: homeobox protein HMX1-like
Exons: 3
Coding region: 468-1283 (271 amino acids)
Biological process (GO): regulation of transcription by RNA polymerase II; negative regulation of DNA-templated transcription
Cellular component (GO): nucleus
Molecular function (GO): DNA-binding transcription factor activity, RNA polymerase II-specific; RNA polymerase II transcription regulatory region sequence-specific DNA binding
Source: RefSeq, a predicted model, not a curated record